Molecule: messenger RNA, 928 nt
Organism: Zophobas morio
Lineage: Eukaryota; Metazoa; Arthropoda; Insecta; Coleoptera; Tenebrionidae
Product: phosphoserine phosphatase-like
Exons: 5
Coding region: 212-883 (223 amino acids)
Biological process (GO): dephosphorylation; L-serine biosynthetic process
Cellular component (GO): cytoplasm
Molecular function (GO): magnesium ion binding; L-phosphoserine phosphatase activity
Source: RefSeq, a predicted model, not a curated record
GGACAGUAACCCACAAACCAAUCAAAGAUUAAAGUUCCACACGAACGGCAACGUUCUAUCUAAAUUGUUACUUGAAACAACAAUUAAGGAAUAAAUUUUAAAUUGCUUAUCGCUUUGACCUUCAUCGUAUUACGGCAGGCACGCUGUACUACAGUCGUACACAGCAACAGUAAUCGAACAAGAACCCUCGUGUCUUCGUUUCAAAGGCAAAAUGAGUGCAGAAGUACAAAAAAUCCUAAAACAGGCCGACGCCGUGUGCUUCGACGUCGACUCCACAGUGAUACAAGAAGAAGGCAUCGAUGAACUCGCCAAAUUUUGCAACAAAGGCGAGGAAGUCGCCGCUUUAACAGCCAAAGCCAUGUCGGGGUCUAUGACAUUCCAAGAGUCCCUUAAGGUCCGCCUGGGGAUUAUACAACCAACGUUGACGCAAAUACGGGAUUUCGUGAAAAUCAAACCUCCAACUCUUACACCAGGGGUCAAAAAACUGAUAAACUUGUUGCACAGUCGCAACGUUCCAGUGUUUCUCAUUUCAGGGGGGUUUAAGUCGAUAAUUGCGCCGAUUGCCGCACAAUUGAAUAUUCCCGUCGACCAUAUUUUUGCAAACAGGCUGAAAUUUUAUUACACAGGGGAGUAUGCCGGAUUUGACGAAAACGAGCCGACGUCGAGAACUGGUGGAAAGGCAGUCGUUAUUGAAUUUCUCAAGACGCAAUAUAAUUAUCAGAAGGUCGUUCUUAUAGGUGAUGGAGCCACGGACUUGGAAGCUGCGCCCCCAGCUGACGCAUUUAUUGGUUAUGGCGGGAACGUUAUCAGACCGAUAGUUCAAGCGAAAGCGAAGUGGUUUGUUACUGAUUUCAAUGAAAUAAUCGAUGUUUUAAACCAUUGAUCUGAUAUUGUUAAUUAAAGAAGAGAUUAUAAAUGCGUUAUGCAA